ACUAUUCGGUCCAAUCAAUUACAAAAUUAUCCGCCGCAUUUUGCAUUUUGCAUUAAUAAUUAAUUCAAAUAUACUCGCAAGCAGCUAUAUCUGACUUCUGAUCCAAAAGUUUUAUUCAUAGAUGGAGCACGAUUCAGAUCUUUCUGAUCCAAUGGGUGAAAACAAUAUUAUGAUCUACAUUAACAGGCCCGAUAUUGUGGACGAGGGAGGUGAGAUAAGGAACACUGAAGAACCAAUUGGACAAAUGAUACCUUUAGAAAAUCUUAGGCUGAAUCAACAAUUAGAAGGCCAUCUAAAUGAUAUUUCUUACUAUGGAGAGGGAUAUGAUAAUUUUUACGGAGCUUAUGAGAGAGCAAUGAGAGCAGAACAAUUAGCAGGGAGGAGAAAUCACAGAAUCAAUUUGAAUGAAUAUAUAAAUGUGGAGCGUCCGUUUCCUGUUAUAAUAAAUACUCCUAAUAGACCCCGUCAACGUGAUCCACCUCCUAAAAAUUGGUUACUAAAACUGGUGAGAAAAAUAAAUUUUCAAUGCAUUGCUUUUGCACUGCCAGCGAUUGCGGUUUUAGUGCUUAUCGCACUCAAAAAUCAAAUUAUCCGUCGUCAAUAAAAAUUGAUUCUAGCGGUCCAAUGCUUAAAUGAGAGGUUACUUCCUGUAUCGCAACCAUAACUUUCAGACAACUUUAACUUUUUAUUGAAUUGUUGUUUCCCAUACUUUCAACGCUUUUAUUGCUUUUAAACAAGUUUGACGAAUUCGUUGAAAAGUUUAUAUAUUCCCGGACUAUACCCUGUUAAAGAUUUCUCACCCUUUUAUCCAUUUCAUGAAAUCAUAAUAUUGAGAACUGUGGGAGUUAUCACCGCAAUAAGUCAAGAAUAAUUAAGCAAAUAUUUUAUAUAGUCAAUACCAAAAGUGAGUUAAAAGAACUACGAAUUUUUUUUAAGAACGUUGCGAUAAAGAGUUGGACUAAGACCGCUAGUAUACAAAUUUUUGUCCAGAAUCUCAAUAACUUAAACUUAUGCAUACACCGGAGAUUUCUCUUUUUGCGUUUAUAGGAAAUCUCACGUGGUAUUUCACUUAUGUACCUAUUAGAGAUAGAUCCCUAAAAAAAUGAAAACGACAGUCUGCUUAAGCCGUAUAGAAGAUAUCUGACACCAAAAAGAUUCCUCCUAAUAUAUUGCGAUGAAAUCAAAAACGUUAAAACUUCAUAUUAGUCUCAGACUGACAGACUGAUCCAGAUAAUACUUGCGCAGAACUGAGGACAGCAAAAUUACAUAGGACAACUUCACAAAAAAUUAGAUUGCCUUGGAUAUCCCAAAAAGAUUUCAGUUUAAAAGGCUUAAUACCCUGCAAAGAGAUAAAGCAGUAAUCGUGAUGCCGGAACUACUAUUUACUAAUUAAAUUUUUUGCCCCUCUCCAUUGUGGAAAUUCAUUUAAAUGGCCUUCUAAAACCUUCAAAUAUCAGACAAUAAUUUAAUAUUUACUAAAAACUCAAAUAAAUAUUUCAUGUUGAUUUAUUUUAAUGCAAAA
This is a messenger RNA of Teleopsis dalmanni, 1522 nucleotides long. RefSeq lists its product as uncharacterized. The transcript is spliced from 5 exons. The coding region runs from base 122 to 604 and encodes 160 amino acids. The record is from RefSeq and is a predicted model, not a curated record. Lineage: Eukaryota; Metazoa; Arthropoda; Insecta; Diptera; Diopsidae.